CGGCCUGGGCGAUGAGGGUUCCGGCGCGGCGGUGCUGGGGGCCCCGGCUGUCCCGCAUCGUCGUGCGCGGGUGGCCGAGCUGCCAGUGGCGGGCGCUCGUCGGGCUCGGCGGGGCCUCCGGCCAGGAGAACUCCCGAGAUGCUCAGGUUCGCAAGAAGCCGCCCUGGCGGGUGCUUUUCUUCGGCACCGACCAAUUCGCCCGGGAGACGCUGCGAGCGCUGCACGCCGCCAGAGAAAACAAAGAGGAAGAGUUAAUUGAGAAACUGGAGGUGGUGACAGUACCUUCUCCAUCCUUGAAAGGCCUGCCUGUGAAGCAGUAUGCCGUGGAGUCCCAGCUUCAAGUACAUGAGUGGCCACACGUGGGAUCAGGAGACUUCGAUGUCGGGGUAGUGGCUUCCUUUGGCCGUCUUUUGAGUGAGACUCUUAUUCUUAAAUUUCCCUAUGGGGUACUCAAUGUCCACCCGAGCUGCCUGCCCCGCUGGCGAGGCCCGGCUCCCAUCAUCCACACGGUGCUUCACGGAGACACAGUGACCGGAGUAACAAUUAUGCAAAUCAGACCUAAAAGGUUUGAUGUCGGCCCAAUUCUCAAGCAAGAAACAGUCCCGGUGCCACCAAAGACCACCUCAAAGGAAUUGGAAGUGCUGCUGUCGCGACUGGGUGCCAGCAUGCUUAUUUCAGUUUUGAAAAACUUACCUGAAAAUCUGAGCAACGGAAGACAGCAGCCAACUGAGGGAGUGACUUACGCCCCUAAGAUUUCCACAGCUACCAGCUGUAUAAAGUGGGAGGAACAGACAUCGGAGCAGAUACUCAGGCUUUAUCGUGCCAUUGGAAAUAUAACUCCGUUGCAGACUCUCUGGAUGAAGAAGACCAUCAAACUUCUGGAUUUGGUGGAAGUUAACAACUCAGUCCUUAAAGAUCCAAAAUUAACAGAACAUGCUGUUAUUCCAGGUUCAGUGGUUUACCACAAACGGUCUCAGGUACUGCUGGUUUACUGCAAGGAUGGCUGGAUUGGUGUCCGAUCAGUGAUGCUUAAGAAAGCACUCACAGCUGCUGACUUCCACAAUGGAUACUUGCACCAGUGGCAUCAGAAAGGCUCCCCAGCUGAAGCACGCCAGUGCAGAUUUCACACACUCAGACUCCCGACCGAGAAGCGGAAAAAAAGAACUCGUUGCUGUGCAACAGUACACUAAAUAGGAAGGAGACAGA
Dipodomys spectabilis (banner-tailed kangaroo rat) is the source of this 1206-nucleotide messenger RNA. It is a transcript of the gene Mtfmt, whose product is annotated as mitochondrial methionyl-tRNA formyltransferase. The record is from RefSeq and is a predicted model, not a curated record. Bases 12 to 1190 code for a protein of 392 amino acids. The transcript is spliced from 9 exons. Gene Ontology annotation, cellular component: mitochondrion. NCBI's taxonomy places the organism in Eukaryota, Metazoa, Chordata, Mammalia, Rodentia, Heteromyidae. Gene Ontology annotation, biological process: conversion of methionyl-tRNA to N-formyl-methionyl-tRNA; biosynthetic process. Gene Ontology annotation, molecular function: methionyl-tRNA formyltransferase activity.